This is a messenger RNA of Syngnathus acus (greater pipefish), 3049 nucleotides long. RefSeq lists its product as uncharacterized. Lineage: Eukaryota; Metazoa; Chordata; Actinopteri; Syngnathiformes; Syngnathidae. The transcript is spliced from 2 exons. The annotation marks the transcript as partial. The record is from RefSeq and is a predicted model, not a curated record.
UCCGGUUUCGCCGCGCUACUUCCGGUUUCGCGGAGCCGUCUCCAGGAUGUUAUCAAGUAGCCAUGCUGUGGAAUGCGGUCAGACUUACAUCUGUUGCCAUCUGCUGUGAUUCAUUAACAAGGCAAUGCCUUUUCACCGCUCAGUAAAGAAAAUUACAAGCUAGUACAGUCUCCUGGGUUCUUUGCUGGUGGUUUAACUACGCGUUUCCUCAAGACGCUACAGUGAAAAGGCACCAUCUGAUGUGUCAUCGUGGUCAAAAUGGCAGCAAGAAAUAGAUCUGCGACAAGUCAAACCGGCAGCACAAGCUCAUCCGUAGGAAGCGCUGCUCGUGCCCGAGCUAAAGCAGAAGCAGCAAAGGUGAGAGCGUCGUUUGCAAGUAAAGAAGCAGAGCUAAAAGUGGAAAAAGCUGAAAGUGAACUACAAAAAAUGAAAAUUGACGCAGCGCUAGAAGUGUUAGCAUUGCAAAGAGAAGCUCAUGCUGCAGAAGCAGAGGCUGGAGUGCUAGAAGAUGCAGAGGCAAUACAAGAUGAACAUGAGAGCGGAAAUUCUUUAUUGGACAGAGUAAAAAGAGAAAGAACAAGUUACUAUGUGCAAUCACAAAGCGAAAUUCGACCUCCAAUCGCACAAGUAUCAGCUACACCAAAGCAACACAAGGCCUCAGAUAACUCAUUAGUAACAUGGGAUCCAUCUGAGGAAGAUGUUUUUGAGCCACCACCUGUCAGCAUUAGGCCAAAGUUCACGUUCAAGAAGACAGCUUUGCCAAUUCAAACCAAACUUGGGACAAAACCAAAAGUAGAACAAACAAAGAACGCUCUUAGUCCACACGCAUCCCCAUUCAUGCCUCAUUGCAAUAAUGCAGCGAGCUUACCUCACCCAGCUGAGCCGUUUGCCCAAUAUAUGGCACGUCGAGACCUAAUCACAUCUGGCCUCUAUCAAUAUGACGAUAGGCCAGAGAACUUCAGAGCAUGGUACUCUUCAUUCAGUGGUGCUAUAGCUGAAGUCCACCUGACACCGACUCAAGAGUUAGAUCUCAUGACCAAAUGGCUGGGAAAGGAAUCUAGUAGUCAGGUGAAGCGCAUACGCUCAGUACACGUCAACAACCCCAGUGCAGCCCUACAGAGAGCAUGGGAGAGGCUUUGUGAGUGUUAUGCAGCCCCCGAAGUGAUCGAAGAGUCACUCUUCCAGCGAUUGGAUAGCUUUCCAAGAUUAACAACAAAGGACUAUGUCAAACUGCGCGAACUAGGGGAUCUCCUCCAAGAGAUUCAAGGAGCCAAGGAAGACGGCUAUCUUCCUGGUUUGUCGUAUCUGGACACUUCACGAGGAAUAGGUCCAAUAGUCAACAAGCUCCCGUACCCACUCCAAGAAAGGUGGAUGACUCAUGGUUCUAACUACAAAGAAGAUCAUAAUGGUUGUUUCCCACCCUUCCAUUACUUUUGUAUGUUCAUCUGCAAAGAGGCAAAGAAACGCAAUGACCCAAGUUUCACCCAACAAAAUAGUCAAACGUACAUUAAACAAGAAAGAUCCAACCCUAAGAGCUUUAACUCACCCAGACCUAUCGCUGUGCACAAAACAAACAUUACAACUACAAACAACGACAUAAACAACAACUGCCCACUGCACAGUAAGCCACAUCCACUAAAGAAAUGCAGGACAUUCAGGUACAAAUCAUUGGAGGAAAGAAAGGCCUUCCUCAAAGAGAGAGGAAUAUGUUUUAAAUGCUGCUCUUCAGACACUCAUCUCGCUAAGGACUGUAAAUCUACAGUAAAGUGCACUGAAUGUGACAGCACAUGGCACGACACCGUCAUGCAUCCAGGCCCUCCACCUCAAAACAAGGCUCCUUCACCUGCUCAAGAGGACGGCGGGGAGGGAGAAAAACAACCCGACAAUGUCGACGUAACAUCAAGCUGUACUGAGGUGUGUGCCCAAGGUCAUUGGGGUCGCUCAUGUUCGAAAAUAUGUCUCGCCAGGGUGUAUCCAAAGGGUAAAAAAGACAGUGCAGUUAAAGCUUAUGUAAUCCUGGACGACCAGAGCAAUCGUUCCUUAGCUAGGCCUGAGUUCUUUGAACUUUUUAAUAUUAAAACUAAGCCUUUCUGCUACAACUUAAGAACAUGCUCCGGCCUUGUUGAAACACAGGGCAAGAUGGCUGAAGGUUUCCUGAUCGAGUCGCUUGAUGAAUCAGUCAUCAUCCCAUUACCUCCUCUUAUUGAAUGUCCAGACAUUCCCAACAAUAGGAGUGAAAUCCCAACUCCAAGCGCUGUGCUGCACCAGCCUCAUCUUCGUCUCAUAGCCAAAUGCAUUCCUGAGUUAGAUCCUCAGGCUGAAAUUCUCCUGUUGCUAGGUCGAGACAUCUUACGUGCACACAAGGUUAGAGAACAAGUCAAUGGGCCUCAUCAUUCUCCGUUUGCCCAACGCCUAGAUUUAGGGUGGGUCGUAGUUGGAGAGGUGUGCCGGGGUAAGGUUCAUAAACACACAGUCAACACGUUCAAGACGAUGAUUCUCGAAAAUGGCCGCCGAACAGUUUUCGGACUCUGUGACAACUUUCUGCAACUCACAGCAAUGCCACGCACUAAAAGACAGGAUAAGGCACCUGAACAAACUCUCGGAAAAACAGUAUUCAAUCGCACAGAAAACGACAACAAACCAGCUCCAUCUAUCGAGGACAUUCUCUUCUUGGAGAUUAUGGACAAAGGAAUGUAUAGAGAUGACAAGAAUAAUUGGGUAGCACCCCUUCCCUUCAAAGAACCUCGCCAACAGAUGCCAAACAACAGGGAGCUUGCAGUCAGUCGGUUUUUGUCUCUCAAAAGAAACUUACAGAGAAAACCUCAAAUGCAAGAGCAAUACGUCGAGUUCAUGCAAGGCAUUUUCUCCAAUGGUCAUGCUGAAGUGGCUCCUCCACUGAAACAAGGUGAAGAGUGCUGGUAUCUUCCAACUUUCGGGGUUUAUCACCCACAAAAGCCCAAUAAGAUCAGAGUUGUUUUUGAUUCCAGUGCCCAGUAUUCCGGCGUCUCUCUCAACAGCGUCCUCCUCUCCGGGCCUGAUUUGAACAACA